UAAUAAUUCGAGGUGCCGGCCGGUUCGGUUCUCGGCGACCGGCGCUACUCUGUGGCCAGUCCGGGAAUUCGCUCCGAUGAGGGUGCACGCGUCUCGAUCGCUGGACACGACGAACGCGCGUACGCGAGUGAAUUCAAAAACUAACGAGAGCGAAAUUUAAAAAAAAAAAACAAAAACUUUUUUUUUCGUAUUAGUGAAGGUGUGAACAUGAGGUGUUUUAUGGUGUUUUUGAGCGUGGUCGCGGUGGUCAGGGCCGCCGCCGGAGCCGCUACUUCCUGCGCCCAGUCUGAGGCUUACUUCUCCAGACACAAUAUAUCAGCUGGUGACGACCAAGAACCAGGUCAAAUAUGCGGUGGUCAGUGCUGUGGUCGAGGGCGGGAAGCAAACCUCAGAGCAGCAUUACGCCGAACAGCCGAAGAGAGCAUUGCGAUAUCCACCGUAAGGACUGCUGAACUAAUGCUCUCCACCAGGCGGACGUUGCAAGAGCAUCUCUUGGGACUAUCGCAUCGAUCUCAAAACAAAACAGCGGUACUCUUCACGCAAUUGUACCGCGGGCACGCGACGAGGACUCACACUCCUCUGGCGACCCUCUAUGACGACAUACGAACUCUCCUACGAUCGAGUUCCGAGCAUGACGUCAUAACCGACAUCGUCAACACGAGGCAUCCUAAAGAUUUGGUCACCAGCGCAAGGAAGUUCUUCAGAGAUCUAUUCCCGGUUGCGUAUCAAAACGCACUCAGACUAGACUCGAAGCAGUUCACGCCGGAGUACGAAGCCUGCCUCAAAGAUGCCUAUGACGCCGUCCAGCCCUUCGGAGAAGUUCCGCAACAGCUCGGCGUUUCCCUGUCUCAGUCCCUGGAGGCAGCGCGAGUGCUCUUGGACAUGCUCGCGGUGGGCGCCGGCGCUCUGACCUCCGCCAACCACGUGCUCGCCGGUAUUAACGAGGAAUGCUCCAACAAGCUACUCCAGGCCGCUGGGUGUGCGCGCUGCGCUGGAUUCGACGCGAGACCAUGCAGGAACUACUGCUUGAAUAUCGCUCGAGGGUGUAUUGGAUCUCUCUUGGUAGAGCUAGACGGGCCAUGGUCUAGCUACGUGGAAGGAGUGGAGCAGCUCACCAGGAUAGAUGCUGACGUCGCACUACGAGAACUCGACACCAAAGUAUCAAAAGCAAUAAUGUACGCUCUCGAGAACAGAAACAUUUUGGAGAAUAAGGUACGUCAAGAAUGUGGUCCUCCGUCGACUGUGGACUCCGGUCUCACGCCGGCCCCACCCACGCCUGGUUCGGUGAGACGAGACGACUUCCGAGCGCCGCCUCCGGACACGGAGCUUCUCCAAUUCGCGGCGACCCUCGCUUCCACAAAGAGGCUGUUCAGCACUGUCGCGGACAGGCUGUGUGACGAGACCGACUUCGUUGAUGACGUCAAUGAACACUGUUGGAACGGACAGGCCAUUGGCGAAUACUCGAAACCAUUGGUGCCUUCAUCGACACUUAGCAACCAGAAGUAUAAUCCUGAGAUCACACUGAACCCACCACAGGACCCGCGUCUUCUUAACAUUGCCGAUAGACUGCAGCAAGCCAGACAGUUGCUGAUCUCACACGCGGGGACCGGGGGGGCGCAAGCUGAGGCUUUCAUGCAGGGAGAUGAGGCAGGCGAAGAAGGGUCCGGCUCUGGUCGAAGUUAUCCCGAAGACGACGGAUCUUAUGACGCCGAGGGUUCAGGUGAAGAGGGAUCUGGCUCCGACGACGAUGUGAGCAGAACAAUGGCCGGCGAGAAUCGAGGAGGCUCCGCUACGUAUUCUUCGACUGAACGAACGCAAGCCGCCACUAACACACGACCAUUCCUCUCAGUUAUAUUUGCAACACUGAUCUUAGCUGCUUUUGGACAAUGCGUUACAUAAGACGGGCUAAUUUCCCGCUUUCUGAAUAGUAAUAAGCACAGGCACUAGAAUGUAUAAUGGGAAUUAAAAUGCUCUGACAACACAAGUACACAAACGCGAGCUCGCUGUUGCCAAUUAUUAAUCUACUAAAUAAACUCAAUUGGCGCCACGAGGAAUCCGCGAGCACACAGCCGGUUCUCAAUAGUACGCGCGUACACAACCAAAAAAAUAUGUACAUACUAUUUUUGUGAAACAAUAAUAAAUUAUCGUUCAAAUCAGUCAAGCUACAAACUGUAGCUCACAACACAUAUUGUUAGUUAACGUUGUCUUGGUGUAUGAUCUGUGGUUAGCUCAAUCAAAGCAAGCUAACCAUAGAUAAUACACAUAUUUCUUUUGAUUCCAUAAUUUUUCAAUUUUAUUUAUUGAAAGCAUUGGCAACACGGUCAUCAGCUUAAACUAAUUUUACAAAAAAAUAGAAAAUGAACUAGGACUUACAAUAAAAACACAAAUAAAAGAAACAAACCAAACCAAGAAAUAAUUACAAAUCAUUGAGAACAACAAAUUAAUUACAAAAGGAAUUACAAGAACUUACAUUAUGAAAAAAAUUAACAAGUUUUCUUUCAACAAACAACAAAACAUUGAUUCCAUAAUAUGACGUCACAGAUAAUGUAGGUACGUAGCUUGCAUUUCGUGAGUUAGGUAAAGUAUGUUUUAAGUGAUUGUGAGAAGUAGGAUAUUUCUGAUUUCCUUUUACCAUGAAACUUGAUAAAAUUUAAUACUAAUACUUGCUGCUUUGUUUUAAAAGCAAUUAUGUAUUCAGUUAAAUUUUAAUGUCAACUGUGAACAGCGUUUGUGUACUUGAAUAUGUUCAAAGCGUUAGUGUUGUGACACGUAAAGCAUAUCAUUUGUGUGAAGUGUGAUCGUGUGUGAUUCAGUCUUUCGUGUUACAUUUUACUAGAAUUUAUUCAGUUUGUAUUUUAAUUUAGCUUCGAAAAUUCGUGCAAAUUAGUAAAGGCACUCCCCCGAAUUUUUGUAUUUUUCUGACGUUUCGACUGCAUCCCCCUGUUUGGGUGUUUUAAUUUUGUCUAUGAAUUUGAAAUAUUUUGAAAAAGUGGUUAAUCAAUACGUCUACAACAAACUUUAAUACUGUACACGAUACGUGUUAUAAUUCAUCAUAGUAAAUUUCGAAAAUAUAUUGUUGAAUUAAUCUAGUGCAUAUAUCAAUAUGUAAUUAUAGGGAAAAGAUAUUAAUAUAAAAGACAAUUAACUCAACGUUGAGUUCUAAUUUAGCAAUAAAAAAAUAUGAUAUUAUUCAUGAAGACUUUGAUUACCUAAAAUAUAAAAUUCUCUAUUUUUUUGUUUGUUGGUAACCCUGAUGAUGUUUGAUUGGCAACCGUUGGCUUAAAGGUCUAGUAACCGGGCCAUAAAAUUACAAAAAAGAUAAAAUUGGCAACCGUUAUUAAAAGCUUGUCACUUGAAUGCAAAUAAGAGUUACGUGCCAAUUGCGAUCAUGAAACAAAGAAGAAAACAGUUUUGCGAAAGACGCUACUUAGAUAUGGGUUUUAAAGUUUACAUGAAUAAUAAAAAGACUUACAUCGGUGUCACUCACAUUUAUUCCUUAAUGUACUAAAUGUGAGAAAAAAAUGACUCUUUGACGAGAAGUCCUAUUGUUCAACUAGUCCCGAGUUUUUUCUGCGUUGUUGUAAAAAAAUGUAGAUAAUCUUAACACUUAAAUGUGAAGAACAUAUUGUGUUAUGCUGGUCUAAAAAUAUUACCUUUUUAAUAAAGAAAAUAGUUUUACAGUAAUUAAGUUGUGCUAAUUAUUUAAUGUAGGGUCGUCAUUAAUGAUUUUCGAAAUCUAAAUUUUAAAAGUAUAUCAGCACUAGGGAUGUUUUAAAUAAAUCGAAUGACUUUUGGACCUUCAUAACAAAUCAUAUUCGAAAUUGGAAUUUUAAAAUUAUAAAUAUUAGGUAUUUGAUCUAAUGAUCUUACGUCUGGAAGGACUUAACUACAAAAUACAUAUUAAAUUCUCGUAUCCGAUGCAUUUAUCUAGCCGACAGACACUUCAAAGUUUGUAACUUGUAUAUUGCAUAUCGAUAAUAUAAGGUAAUUUUUUUUUUAAAUAAAUUAUCAUAUUAUUAGAUAAUCUUUUGAAAAUGUAGCAAGAGCUAUAACCGUUCUUUUUGUAAACGACAAAGCGAUUUCAUUGAUUUAAUACAAUAAUAAUUUACUUACAUUAUUUAUUACUGCUCUGCUAUCGGAGAAAGGUUUUAUUAUUUUAGAGUACUUACUAAAUAUAACAAUAUGGAUGAAAAGUGGUGGUGGUAGGUGAUUUUAAUGGUGGUAGGGUGUAUUGUGAGCCCGCACGGGCAGAUACCACCACCCUGCCUAUUCCUGCUGUGAAGCAGUAAUGUUUCAGUUUGAAGGGUGGGGCAGCCGUUGUACUGAACUGAGACCUUAGAACUCAUGUCUCAAGUCCAUGUCUAUAUUUAUAUAUCUCAUUCGAAUCAUCUGGGCCGUAAGUUAUCCCAUCUAAGCAAUCAAUUUAAAAAAGUUUUUUUUUAUUGCUUAGAUGGAUGGACGAGAUCACAGCCCACCUGGUGUUAAGUGGUUACUGGAGCCCAUACACAUCUACAACAUAAAUGCGCACCCACCUUGAGAUAUAAGUUCUAAGUUCUCAAGUACAGUUACAACGGCUGCCCCACCCUUCAAACCGAAACGCAACCGAAAGCAGAUAUAUUUUAAUAUAAAUCAAUAUUUUCACUAAAACAAAUUGCUGUGUCACGCUAAUAAUUCCAACUUUAAGAGUUGUAGUAAUAAAUUACAUUAUGGAUCUUAGGUUCAAUAUAGAGUACUUUUAUUAUUGCAAACAGUUAGAUAAGCCUUACUCGGUCGAAGUCUGAAUUUGAAUAACGAGUAUCCUUGAAUCCGGAUUAUUGCUUCGCGGCAGAAAGACAGGGCGGCUGGAAGUAUCCACGUUCACUUCGAAAACCCUCCGAUUACAUUGUCAGUUUUCAAUUUAAUUUUUUAUUCCUUAGCCGCUGAAGGCGCAUCUACCUAAUUACGUAUUUAAAAAAAUCAAUUUCAUCCAGGAUCAAACUUAGCUAAACUACGAAUUUAAUUACCUUCUACUCAGGUGAUGUGGUUUCAUAAAAUGCGUGUUUUUAAAUACGCUAUUAUUGAAUUAAAUCAAUGUUUCUCUCUUAAUGUUGUUGGCAAAACUGGCAGUAAAUUAAACACGUCAAAAUAAAAAAGUAUAACGACCAUAGGUGUGUUGUACAGAUUAUGUAAAUAAUAUAAAAAAACCUACAGUAAUAGGUGCUUAGCUAGUAAAUACGUUGCCAUAUUGUUAUUACGGAUAUUAUUUAUAAUAUGGUUUAAGUUAUAUUUUUAAUCGGAUAUUGUUUUAUGUGAUAAAAACGAUGAUAUUUAAUUGAAUAUUUUUUCCCGCAAAAUUGUUUUGUUUUUAUGAUUCUAUGAUUUUAUUGUGUCAAUUUCAAAACAAUACUACUGAAUUACUCGCUAAAUAAUAAUAAACUUGCUUUUAAAGUGAUACUGUCAAUAUUUUGGCAGAUUCGUGGUUUGAAAACAUUUCCAAAUGGUAAUGAAAGCGUAAUAUUUUCGUUUCUUCUAAAAUGUUACGUGAUUUAUGUGAUUCUAGUAUAUGGUACUAUGUGGUAGUUUAAUAGAAUUACAUAAAUCACGUAACAUUUGCAAUAGUUUGAAAUCACCAAUAUUAAGCGUUGCAAGCACGGGAUGAAACAACAAAAAAUUGACUGAUAGUUUUAGAAAACCCAAUAAAAAUUCCAAAUUAAAAAAUCGUAUGACAAUCUUUUACAGAAAUUAUUUAGAAUAAAUUUAAGUUAAACUGUUUAUAUUUGGAACGAUUAAAAAGUAAUAAAUUCAGAUUUCUUACACCCGAAACUAAAGUUGCUAAUUCCUUAACUAAUUCUGAAUUUUAUUUUAACUAUAUCCCUAAAGGGCAACAUACUACUUUAGGUAUCUAUAAUUUUUUUUAAAUAUAGAUUACAUUAUCCUUUUUAAAAUUAAUCAUUGUAAUCAAUUUACUCAUUUAUCCGCAUCACUACAUAUAAAAUGCAAUAAAUAUACAACGGGCCUACUUUAAAAUGGAGCCUAAUUGAAAUCAGAAUUUUUGAAAUUUACAGGGUUCAAGGGAACUGUUCCGAAAACGAAAAUUCUCUUACAAUAGUUCUGGUAAUUUCUAGUACGAUAACGUACGUACUUAAGCAACCUGUUUGACAAAAUUUAAAAGUAAUAAAACGUAAAAUAGUUAUAUUUAGCUAUUAAAUAAAUUCUGUUUUUUCUUUAGGUUAUACAUCACGUAUUCCCUUUCCGCUUUCGGAAACGGUUACCUUACACCCUGUAUUCUUACUACAAUAAAAAAAAACGUAGCUACAGAAAUUAUAGCAAAAAUUCGCUUUAAAAUUUAGGAAGAAAUAAACUUAAAAAAAAUUACGGCCGCCAUUUAAUGGCGCGUUGUGAAUCGUUUUUUUUUUUGUAAAUGAAUUGUAGUUGUAGUAUAUAGAAUUCAGCUCGUUGUAGUGUGAGGACCAGAUAAGGAAUGCGAGAUAUUUUGACGUUAAGCGAUAUGUAAUUUAUAAUAAAUAGAAACUCCUUUCUAAACUAAAGUUUAAGACCUGUACACAAUGAAUUUUUUUUUUAAUUUGAAAUAUCGAAUCUUUUCUUGAUUUAAAAAUAAAGUUUUAAUAAUAUACCUACAAGUUUUGAAAUACCCUUAACGCAAAAUAUCUUAUUGUAAAAUGUAAAUAUUGUUGGAGAGGUAGUGUGUGUAUGAUAAUUGCUGUUAUAUAUCUGAAUAUUAUAAAUUGAAUAAAUAAAAAUUAUGAAUGUACUACAAAA
Bombyx mori (domestic silkworm) is the source of this 6759-nucleotide messenger RNA. It is a transcript of the gene dally, whose product is annotated as division abnormally delayed protein. Gene Ontology annotation, biological process: cell migration; positive regulation of canonical Wnt signaling pathway; regulation of protein localization to membrane. Bases 208 to 1899 code for a protein of 563 amino acids. The record is from RefSeq and is a predicted model, not a curated record. Gene Ontology annotation, cellular component: plasma membrane; cell surface; extracellular region. The transcript is spliced from 9 exons. NCBI's taxonomy places the organism in Eukaryota, Metazoa, Arthropoda, Insecta, Lepidoptera, Bombycidae.